CAGAAAGUUAUUGCCUAAACAAGCGUUUUUUUUCUACCCACGACGGAGAGUUAAUAAAAAAUUUGAGUAUUGCUAUUUAUAUUGAACGUCAUCCAGUGAUAAAUUGUUCAAUGAGUAGCUUAGAAAUUAAUACAUCUUGUGUGCGUCACGAACAUCAACUGAUUAAUAGUUUAAAAUCAAAUUACGAAGUAAAAAAAGGAAAGGAAACAGGAAAUUCAAAAGAAUCUUUAGAAAUUUAUGAAGAUAACUUUGAUACAUUUUUCAAAAGUUCUAUAAAGGAUCUACACGAAUGGAAUCACAGAGAACUCAAUAGCUUCAAAAAUUUUUCUGGAUUGCUAGAUUGUUCAUCCAGCUCUUUAACAGAAAAUAAUUUGUAUAAAAACUCAUUCUUUGUCACGAAACAAAAAGUUGGAGAAGAAGUUGUGUGGAUGCCUCCAAAUGAUAUUGUAUUACAAGGCGAAUCAUUGAAAAAGGCAGCUAGAAGAAUCCUGAAGAGUUGGUGUGGACGUGACUGUAAUAUUUUUGUGUAUGGUUCAGCGCCAUUAGGCUAUAGUGAAAGUCAAUUCUCUGAGUUAAAUAAAAAAAAACAAUUGACAAGAACGUUUUAUUUUCUUGGUCGAUACUUGUAUGGACCAAUAAACUGUCAAAGCGAGCAUCAAUGGUUGAAUUUUGAACAACUCAAAACAUGUUUACCAAAAAAAUAUUGCCAAAAUAUGACUCAUUUUUUCGACAUUAGUCUAAAUAACUAAAAAAUAAAUUUUGUACUCCUUAU
Molecule: messenger RNA, 772 nt
Organism: Copidosoma floridanum
Lineage: Eukaryota; Metazoa; Arthropoda; Insecta; Hymenoptera; Encyrtidae
Gene: mRpL46
Product: mitochondrial ribosomal protein L46
Source: RefSeq, a predicted model, not a curated record